UUCUCUCCAGCUUUAGCCUCUUCUUGGCUUCAGUCCGACAUACCACAAUUCUUUGCGCGCCUAGGUUCACACUGUUGACCAAAAUGGCGGACUCGGUGCCGGAAAUUGUAGAGGGCUGUCGUCUUCCCGUGCUCAGAAAAAAUCAAGAAAACGAAGACGAGUGGCCAUUGGCGGAAAUUCUCAGUGUCAAAGAGGUCCCUGGGAAAAAGCUCUACUAUGUUCACUACAUUGACUUCAACAAGCGGUUGGAUGAGUGGGUCACUCCAGACCGGCUGGACAUGAAAAAGCUCCAGUUCCCUAAGAAGGAGGCGAAGACACCCACGAAGAACGGCCUACCUGGAUCUCGGCCCAGCUCGCCAGAGCGAGAUGUGAGGAAGAGUCUAGAUCUCAACGUUCAAUCUGCUUCAGCACCUUCCAGAGGCAAAACCCUACCCACACCGAAGAGGAAAGCAGAGUCCGUCUCCUUAGCAUCGCAAGUUACUGCCGCGACAUCAGUGCCUUCACUUCCAAGUUCAACAGAGGUCUCACAGGCAUCUGUGUAUCCCACAGUCCGGGAACCUUUCAGUACCAAAUCCAGAGAUGAGCACGAGCCGAUCACCUCCCUCACCACGCAGAAUGGCACAGCGCGUCGUCUCAUUCCGUCUCAGCCUGGCAGGAAGAGGAAAAACUGUGGCACGGAUGAGAUGAUAAAGGUAUUCCAGUAUAACAGCCCUCGCAGCGCCAGUGGCUUUCUGCCGCCAGGAGAGGACUCGCAGGACAGCUCUGAUGGUAUCCCCUCUGCGCCACGCAUGACCGGGAGCCUGGUGUCCGACCGCAGCCAUGACGAUAUCAUCACGCGCAUGAAGAACAUCGACUGCAUUGAGCUGGGCCGCCAUCGACUCAAGCCCUGGUACUUUUCCCCGUACCCGCAGGAGCUGACCACGCUGCCCAUCCUCUACCUCUGCGAGUUCUGCCUCAAGUACCUCAAGAGCCUAAAGUGUCUGCAGAGACAUUUGACAAAAUGCAAUCUCCGACAUCCUCCUGGAAAUGAAAUAUACCGCAAAGGGACUAUCUCCUUCUUUGAGAUUGACGGUAGGAAAAACAAGUCAUAUUCACAGAACUUGUGUUUAUUGGCAAAAUGCUUUCUGGACCAUAAGACCCUGUACUACGACACAGAUCCCUUCCUCUUCUAUGUAAUGACUGAGUAUGACUCCAAGGGCUUCCAUAUAGUUGGCUACUUUUCUAAGGAAAAAGAAUCGACUGAGGAUUAUAACGUGGCCUGUAUUCUGACUUUACCACCAUAUCAGAGGAGAGGCUACGGCAAACUGCUGAUCGAGUUCAGUUAUGAGCUUUCUAAGGUUGAAGGUAAGACGGGAACCCCGGAGAAGCCCCUGUCUGAUCUGGGCCUGCUAUCUUACCGCUCUUAUUGGUCUCAGACUAUUCUCGAGAUCCUCAUGGACCUUAAAUCAGAUAAUGGAGAAAGACCACAAAUCACCAUCAAUGAAAUUAGUGAGAUAACCAGUGUAAAGAAAGAGGAUGUAAUAUCAACUCUACAGUAUCUCAACCUCAUCAAUUACUACAAGGGGCAGUACAUUCUCACGCUCUCGGAGGACAUCGUAGAUGGUCAUGAACGUGCCAUGCAAAAGCGACACCUUCGUAUCGACCCUAAAUGCCUGCAUUUUACCCCGAAAGACUGGAGCAAAAGGGGCAAGUGGUAGAGAUUUGUGACCUCUGGGACUAAAGCUUGGAGAACUGCAAGGUUUAAUAGACUAAACUGCAGGAGUAAAUUUACCGGCCCUGAUUCACUUUUUGUUCUAAUCAGAGAUGACUUAAAGACAAAAAAAAAAAAAUACAAAAAAAAAAUUGUUACUGCCCAUUAUUCUAGUGAUCGUACUUAUGUGAUCACCAUUCAUCAGAUUUGUCCUUGUGUACCCUUUUAUAAUUUUUCCUCAAAUUAGUGUUUGAGCAGAGAAAGUGGAUUUGCUGUUCUGAGGUGUUUCAGAUUCAUCCACCUUCUCACAGAUCGGUCCCAUCAUUUGUCCGUGCUUUGGGUCUUUAUGAAUUAAUUCACCGGGAAAAACACUUUCCCCCCUCCUAUGCACUCACAAGAGAGUGUCGAAUCAAAUGACUCAGUAACUUUUUUUCUUUCUUUCUUUUUUUUUUUUUUUUACCUUUACCAGCACAGCCACCUGUGGAUUCUACGCACAAGCAACGUCAAGCUAAAGCUAACCUGAUAUUUGUUUUUUUAGUAUUUGUACAUAACAUACACCGUUCUCUUCUUUUGUAAAGGAUGUUUUUAAACUUGCAUCUCUGUGUAGGGGAAUUUAAAAAAAAAAAAAAAACAACAACAAAAAAAAAAACUGCAUGGGGUGUCCGUAAAAAAUAAGCCAUGUCGAACUGUUACAAGAAUGUAAAUUUGGAUGCGUGUACAGCUGGGUUUUGUUUGUUUGUUUGUUUGUUUGUUUUUUUUAUAAUUUUUAUUUUUAUUUUAAAUGGUUAAAAAAAAAAACUGAAUGUAAACCGUGAAACACUCGUGGCAUAGUAUUUUAAUUUAAGGUAAAGUCUAUUUUCUGUAAAAUCUAGUCCAUGAUUAGAGAUCUGUAACAUGAAAGAUUUCUAUUCGUGUUUCUUCCCCGGUAAUAUUAACUAUAUUGAUUUACAAGGAGUUAUUCCUGAGCAGUUUUUUUUUAUGUCGUGUCAUCAGUGAAAUAUUUUGUUCUCACCUAUUUACACUUACACAGUUCACUCCCAUUGAAGUGUCAUGUAAAUUCUCUUUAUAGUCUUCAUUAAAUGCCACAAGGUGGAACCGCUUUUCA
Ictalurus punctatus (channel catfish) is the source of this 2795-nucleotide messenger RNA. It is a transcript of the gene kat5b, whose product is annotated as K(lysine) acetyltransferase 5b. NCBI's taxonomy places the organism in Eukaryota, Metazoa, Chordata, Actinopteri, Siluriformes, Ictaluridae. The coding region runs from base 84 to 1697 and encodes 537 amino acids. Gene Ontology annotation, biological process: regulation of DNA-templated transcription. The transcript is spliced from 15 exons. The record is from RefSeq and is a predicted model, not a curated record. Gene Ontology annotation, molecular function: histone acetyltransferase activity.